Molecule: messenger RNA, 1017 nt
Organism: Grosmannia clavigera kw1407
Lineage: Eukaryota; Fungi; Ascomycota; Sordariomycetes; Ophiostomatales; Ophiostomataceae
Product: cytochrome c heme lyase
Exons: 3
Coding region: 1-1017 (338 amino acids)
Biological process (GO): cytochrome c-heme linkage
Cellular component (GO): mitochondrion
Molecular function (GO): holocytochrome-c synthase activity
Source: RefSeq, a predicted model, not a curated record
AUGGGCUGGUUCUGGGCAGACACGACGGCGACGGCAGUACCGGCAGUGCCGACAGGAAACCGGCAAGCCUGUCCGCAUCCCCAGCAGCCACUGAACAAGCCUCCUCCGCCUGGCUGUCCGAUGCACAAUGCGACGGUCGAUGCGCUGAGCCUGCACAAGAUCGGUGUGCCAGCGGCCGGUGGCGUCGCUUCUUCGUCGAGCCCGUCCUCCUCGGGCUGUCCGGUGCCGCACGCACAGCGGAAUGGCAGCCAAGCGGAAGCAUCAUUGCCAACACCGCCCCCGUCGGCCCUCUCGCGGCUCAAUCCGCUCAACUUCAUGUUCCGCGAGCUGUCGCAGGAGCGUGCCCCGGAGCAGACGGUGGCGCUACCGACAUCGCGCGAGGCGUCGACGAUUCCGCGCGGCGACGGCGACGGCAACUGGGAGUAUCCGUCGCCGCAGCAGAUGUACAAUGCGCUGCUGCGCAAGGGCUACACCGACACGGAUGCCACGGCUGUCGAGAGCAUGGUGGCCGUGCACAACUUCCUCAACGAGGGCGCCUGGGCCGAGAUCGUCGACUGGGAGCGUCGCUUCGGUCAUGGUCUGGCACGCGGCUGGCAGAUCAGCCGCCGAGGCGAGGAGAACGCGCCAGACGUGACGGCUGCCCUCGAGCGUGUCGGCGGCGCUGUCGAGCCACCUCGUCUGAUUCGCUUCCAGGGCCGUCCGGGCGACAUGACCCCCAAGGCCGCCUUUGUCCAGCUGCUCGGGAGGCUGUACCCGGCCAAGUAUGGCACCGAACCUCCGUUUGAUCGCCACGAUUGGUACGUCGCCCGCAACGUCAACGGCCACGAGAAGCAGAUUCGCUACGUCAUCGACUUCUACUCUGGCCCGCCAGAGCCCACCGGCGAGCCCGUCUUCUACCUCGACGUCCGGCCUGCUGUCACGCCCUCCGCCGCCGUCGAACGGCUGAUGCGCUGGGGCGGCGACGUCUGGUGGCGUGCCUCGGGCGGCGAGGCCCGCGAGCCCUGGAACAAGGCCUGA